Messenger RNA from Penaeus vannamei (Pacific white shrimp), 2327 nucleotides. The record is from RefSeq and is a predicted model, not a curated record. NCBI's taxonomy places the organism in Eukaryota, Metazoa, Arthropoda, Malacostraca, Decapoda, Penaeidae.
UGCCAGUCGUCCGUGUCCCGGGCGGGCUUGCCAUGGGUGCCUUAGAGGUGGUGUGGGCGGUGUGGUGUGGGUGCAGAGGGAGGAGUGACCUAACACAAGCCGGUGCUGACUCCUGCUGUGUGUUUCAGACGGGCCCUGCUCAGCGCGGCGACUUCCACCUCCUUCGCGGCGCCGUCCCGCCCUCGCCCGCGCCACAACCGCCCACCCGUCGUGUCGUGACUGUGCCGGCCUCCUUCAGGAAGUGCCCGCACUGCCCGACCAUCUUCAUGGACGUCGCCCAGCUGGCCGCCCAUCUCGCAGCGCAGCACCGAGACCAGCAGCGGGAGCGCGACUGCCAGCGGUGCCGAAGGAGGUUCCUCACGUACGAGGAUAACACCGCCUGCGACCCGUGCCUCAUGACCCUGCGGCAGAGCGCCCUGCCGAGCCGCAAGGGCAGCGGCGCCGCUGCAGGGUCGGCGGCGGCAGAGUGCGUCUGCGGGCACUGCCGGCAAACGUUCCCCUCCAGAGUCCUGGCGGAGCUUCACUGCCUCUCCACUGGCCACGACCUCGCUCAGAUAGGGAGCGCCGAAGAGAUGAAGGUGAAGGAAGAGGGCUCCUCUCGGGUCGCAGGUAACGCCGGUGCGACGGGGAAAGCGAAGGAGGAGCCCCGUGGGGCAGGGGCGCCGCCGCCCUCCGCGAGCGAGGCGAGGAAGUGGGCCGGGAAAGCCAAGGCGAGCCGGAAGCGCCGCCUCACCCGGAGGAACCAGACGACGUGCGAGGUGUGCGCCAAGGAGUGCGGCUCCGUGUCCAGCCUGUACACGCACCUGCGCACAGCCCAUCCCGCCAUGUUCCCCUACGAGUGCGGCGUUUGCGGUCGGAGGUUCAGCUUGGAGGCGAGCGCGCGCGACCACGAGCGCCGCCACGCCGUCGGUGAGCUGCAGUGCCCCGCGUGCCCGCUCCGCUUCACGCGCAUGUCGCACCUGCACCACCACGCCCGCCAGCUGCACCCGGACUUCACGGAGUACCCUUGCCAGUAUUGCGGCGCCGUCACGCCCACGGUCGACGCCCUGCACUCGCACAUCAAGGUGCACCACGGCGACCGGCUGGGCCUCCCGGCGGACUUCACCUGCGAGGUGUGCAAGGAGAGCUUCCACACGGGCAAGGCGCUGGCCACGCACCGCUCCAGCCGCCACCCAGGCACGGCCGAGUGCGGCUUCUGCGGCGCGCACGUGGGCAGCCGCUACCUCAAGAAGCACAUCAACGCCGUGCACACCAAGGAGAAAACGCACCGCUGCCACGAGUGCGGCCAGGACUUCUACUCGCGCACGAGCCUCACGGGCCACCACAAGCGGCACCACGCGCCCAGGAAGCACCUGUGCGAGCAGUGCGGCAAGGGCUACGUCAACAACGUGGAGCUGCAGCGCCACCUGAAGGCGCACCGCAACCAGCGAGACUUCAAGUGCGACGUGUGCGGCCGCUCUUUCCUGAAGGCCGUCGACUUGACCUACCACCGCAGGUCCCACACGGGCGAGCGGCCCCACCAGUGCAUGCUGUGCCAGGAGUCCUUCAUCCGGCCCCUGGGGCUCCGGAAGCACAUGCUCAAGCACACGGCGGCCAGGAAGGGCAAGCGCCUCAAGUACUCCAAGAAGAAGAUCGACGAGCUGACCUCCUCCGUGAUCUGCCACGACGCGUCGCCGCAGGAGGCAGAAGCGCACACGCCCGCGGACGUCGGGGGGCUCGGCGCGGGGGAAGUCGCCCCUGGGAGCGAUCAGCCGCCGCAACACGCGCCGCCCUCCGACCUGCCGCAGACUCUGCAGGUGUUCCCGUCGCCCAGCAGUCUUGCAGCCAGCUCCCUUGCCCAGCCACAGCCUCGCCUGCAGACCACACUGCAGCAGUUGACGCCGUCCACACUGCAGGUGCAACAGCUCGCGGUGACGGACCUAGACGGCAGCCAGCUGGAGGGCCAGCUGGAGCUCUCGCAGGUGGUCGAAGACUUAAGCAGCGGGGAACUGCUGGGGAUGGGCCCCGACCUGCUGCUGGAGGCCACCGAUGUCCGCGGCGACGACGACGUCGAGGGGGCGAUGGGGGAGGGCGGGCACGGCAAGAGGGCGGCCGGAGAGCAGGCCGCACAGCCCGUGCAGGUCAUUUACGUGCAGUUCGUUGAGGACGCGACCGGAUGGAGGCCGGAGCAGCAGCUGCAACCACUCCCUUAGUGUAAAGGCCCAGAGAGAGGAGGAGGAGGUCGCGCCCUCAAAGCUGGAUACGAACCACCUCGACGGCGCGGAUGCAGGGCCGGGUGAGCCCUCGAACUCCGUCCGUCGCUCCGGGAGGCAACGACGACCGUCCGC